AUGGCUCUUUCUUAUAUGAUAAAACAAGCUCAAGAACAAGGUCUUAUCUCUGGUUUUCAAGUUGUUGAAGGUGGUAAACUAGUUAGUCAUCUUCAAUUUGCUGAUGACACCCUGAUUUUCUUGGAUGCUAAUCUUAUCCAAGGUAUUAAAGUUACUACUUCUUGUCCUGCUAUCUCACACUUGUUUUUUACAGAUGAUUGUUUAAUUUUCACUCAUGUAAAUCCAGAUCAAGUAAGUAAUCUCAACUCUAUAAUUGAGAACUUUAGCAAAAUUUCAGGACAAGCUAUUAACUUUGAUAAAUCUGGUCUAGCCUUCAGCCCCAAAACUAGCAGUCAAUCCAUUAAUGCUAUUACUAAUACUCUUAAUAUUAAGAGACUAGGACUUCAGGACAAGUAUUUAGGAGUCCCUUUGCUACUACAAAGAAAUAAAACUGAAUCCUUUAGUGGUUUGACAGGUGGUUUUGAAAUUAGACUAGGCAAUUGGAGAUCCAAACAUUUAAACCUUCCUGCUAGAACUGUUUUAGGUUCUCUUGCUACACAUCAAAUGUCUGUUUUUCCUAUGCCUAAGAAAUUGAAAGAUAGGAUGGACACUAUCCAAAAAAGGUUUUUAUGGAACAAAGCUAGUAACUCUAGAGGUGUUACUUUAAUUCCUUGGACAACUAUUGCUGGUCCCAAAUGUAAAGGGGGUCUUAAUAUUAGGCAGACUGAUAUCUUUAAUAAAGCCCUUUUGACCAAACUUGCAUGGAGAAUGCUAAAUGAACCUGAUUCUUUAUGUUUCAUUAUCCUUAAACAUAUGUCAAAUGUAUCUUGGCUCUGGAGAGCCAUCUGUAAAGGUUUAGAGGUUAUUAAGAACUACUACUGUUGGGAAAUUUCUAAUGGAAAAAGUAUAAACAUCUGGAAGGAUGUCUGGGUUCCUAGUCUAGGUGUUAAAGUUAAUUCCAGAUUUAGCAGUUUAGGAAUGGUUAAAGUAGAACAACUUAUAGAUAGUUAUACCAAAAGUUGGAAUAUGAAUAUUGUGAAUGCUUUGUUCUCUCCAGAUAUUGUGCAAGAAAUUGCUAAAAUUAGGAUUCCUAUGAUUGGCAAAGAUCAAAUUAGAUGGACAAGAUCUAGAAAUGAUGGAUCUACUCCUAGUGGAAUUGGACUAAUGCUGAGAAGUUGUACAGGGAAAUUUGAAGGAGCCAAAGAGGAAAGGAUUCAAGUAGUUGAUGAAAAACAAGAAGAAUUUGUUGCUGCUUUAGAGUCAAUUAAAUGGGCUAUGGAGCAGGGAAUAAAGAAUUUGAUUUUAGAAGGUGAUAACAAAAAUGUAGUCAAUGCCAUUAAUGGCAAUAUGAACUAUAUUAACUGGACUACAAAUAGUGUAGUUCAGGAAUGUCUUUUUCUGUUAAAAAGUUUUGAGAAUUGGUCUUGUUCUUUUGUUAAGAGAGAUGCGAACUCAAUUGCAGACACCUUGGCAAAACAUGUUAGAGCCAAUGGUAAUGGUCUUUGGUACCUUGUCCCUCCAGAUUUCCUUCAUGGAGAUUUAAGGAAGGAUCUAUCUAUGUAA
This is a messenger RNA of Papaver somniferum (opium poppy), 1542 nucleotides long. RefSeq lists its product as uncharacterized. The record is from RefSeq and is a predicted model, not a curated record. The transcript is spliced from 5 exons. Lineage: Eukaryota; Viridiplantae; Streptophyta; Magnoliopsida; Ranunculales; Papaveraceae. Bases 1 to 1542 code for a protein of 513 amino acids. Gene Ontology annotation, molecular function: nucleic acid binding; RNA-DNA hybrid ribonuclease activity.